Messenger RNA from Aspergillus udagawae, 1347 nucleotides. RefSeq names its product 3-keto-steroid reductase. Gene Ontology annotation, cellular component: lipid droplet; mitochondrial outer membrane; endoplasmic reticulum membrane. Gene Ontology annotation, biological process: ergosterol biosynthetic process. Gene Ontology annotation, molecular function: 3-beta-hydroxysteroid 3-dehydrogenase (NADP+) activity. The transcript is spliced from 2 exons. The coding region runs from base 1 to 1347 and encodes 448 amino acids. Lineage: Eukaryota; Fungi; Ascomycota; Eurotiomycetes; Eurotiales; Aspergillaceae. The record is from RefSeq and is a predicted model, not a curated record.
AUGUCUGACAGGGAUACCCCAAAUGACCUGCAAGACAAGGUCUUUGUCUUGGUAACCGGUGCCAACAGUGGCCUUGGUUUCUCAAUCUGCUGUCGACUGGUGGAUGAAUUCUUGAAAUCUCACCGACAUCCCGACCAGUCUCUGACCGUUAUUUUCACCACGCGGAGCACCAAGAAGGGAAAUGACACUCUCCUUCGCCUACAGGAUCACCUUCGCGGCGCCUCUGCCUCUGCUUCCGCCGCAGCAUCAGCCCGAGUCACCUUUGUGCCCGAGAACGUCGACCUGUCGAACCUCGUCUCCGUCCGCGCCCUCUCCCGCCGACUGAACCAGACCCUCCCCAAACUCGAUGCGAUCGUGCUGAACGCCGGCCUGGGCGGAUGGACGGGCAUCAACUGGCCCAAGGCAAUCUGGGGCGUCAUGACAGACCUGGUGCACGAAGUCUCCUGGCCAUCGUUCAAGAUCGCGCCCGCGGGAAUGGUGACGGAUCCCCAGACCGCGCUGGGCGACGACAAGGAACCGCGCCUGGGCGCGGUCUUCUGCGCGAACGUCUUCGGCCACUACAUGCUAGCACACAAUGUGAUGUCGCUGCUGCGACACUCUGACCAGCUCCACGGGCCCGGCCGCGUCAUCUGGGUCUCCAGUCUCGAGGCGACGGUGAAACACCUCGACGACGACGACAUCCAGGGCCUCCGGACCCUGGCCCCCUACGAGUCCUCAAAGGCUUUAACCGACAUCCUGGCUCUGACAUCGGAUCUCCCCAGUACAGCACCCUGGGUUAAGAGCUUCUACUCGAUCGACGAGCAGCCAGAACACCACAAAGAAGCAGAGCAAGAACUCCCGCACCCAAACAUGUUCCUCACCCACCCCGGCAUCUGCGGCACAGGCAUCCUCCCGCUCUCCUGGCCACUCUUCUACUCCAUGCUCGCGGCAUUCUGGCUAGCCCGCCUCCUCGGAUCCCCCUGGCACACGAUCUCCACCUUCGCCGGCGCCUGUGCCCCCGUCUGGCUCGCCCUGUCCGCUCAGGCCGUCCUCGACGACGCCGAAGCGCCGUACCGGCGCAACGGCGGCGGGCGAGUGAAAUGGGGCUCCUCCUGUAACCGUCUCGGCCAGGACCGGCCGGUAUGCACCGAAGUCGAUGGGUGGGGGUAUGGUGGUGUGGUUGGGCCGGCCGUCCUGGACGGUGACCGGUGUCGUCGCCGGAAGAGGGGCGCGGCCGAUCUCACUGCGGAAGAGAGACUGCAGUAUGAAGAUCUGGGCAGGAAAUGCUGGCAGCGUAUGGAGGAGUUGAGGAUUCAAUGGGACGGGCUUCUCGACGAAGCUGAGGCCCAGGCUGGAUCCCAGGCCUGA